CACCCCCCUCUCACGGCUCGCCACACUCCCGCUGACCACCCGCCUCUCCCGCCCCAGCCCCGCGUGCCCUCUGCCAGACCCCCCUCCCAUGUCUGGCGACGACGAUAUCGAGCGUGCGCUCUGGAACAACGACUUCUACUCGUCGCCGGCGGUGCUCACCGAGCUGUCGCUGUCGAGCCACAUCACCACCCUCCGCCAGUCGGCCAACUUGCCGGGCUCGGCGCUGCUGCUGCUGCUCAGCGGGCACUUGGCCGCGCGCCUGUCCCCAGCCGCCGGAUCCGCGCCCGAAAACGGCCCCGCGCGGCCCGCCAGCAGGACCUCCUUGAUGACGGUGUCGCCGUCCAUGAAGGCGCUUGAGAUUGCGCUCAACGGGGCGCCCCGGCCCGCGGCCCUGCCGGAGGUCAUCCGCGAGGAGGCCGCCGAGGAGGCCGCCGAGGAGGCCGCCGAGGACGACGCCGAGGAGGCCGCCGAGGAGGCCGCCGAGGACGACGCCGAGGAGGCCGCCGACAGGCCCUCCAGUGGUGAUGCUGCGGACGGCUCGCCACUCACUCUGGCCGCCCUGGCCGCCCUGGAAUACGCAAGCGCGUCCGCUUUGCAGCACGAGGCCCCCCGGGACCACGCGGGCCCCGCGGGCGCGCCGGGGCCCCACACGCCGCGGACUUUGGCGGCGUCCAGCUCGUGCCCGGCCCUCUCGGACCGGCACCACGACGUCUCCGGCGCGCCCGAGACCGGGAAACAGCCGCUCGGCCCGGCGUUCCAGCAGCCACGGCUGGCGGGCCCGGCCAGGCCCCUGGCGGCCAAGCAGGCCCCGGUGCGCUCGUUGCUCGACAGCCCGUUCGUCACCUCCUCCAAGCCCGGCACCGCGGCCGCACACAGCCCGCCGCGCAAGUUUCUGUCUGCGGCCAGCAUCGCCCUGGCCGCCUCGCUCCAGGGGCAGAGGAAAGACGCCCCGGGCCCGGCCCCUGGGCCCAAGCCCGUGAACCCCAAGCGGUUCAGCUUCCGUGGUCUCUUCAAGAUCAAGUCCAAGAACCACUCCCUCUCGAAGCUCAAGGAUGUCGACGAGGAGCUGCUCCACGGCAGCAGGCCCGUCAAACUAUCCUCCAAGUCGGUCUCCACCCCCGACAUGUCGGCCCUCGUGAAAGAGCAGAAGGCGUCCAAACAGAAGAAGCUGGGCUCGAGGCUGGACAGGAGGAAACGCUUUUUCGGCACCAAGAGCAGCAGCGGCACUCUGGGCCAGGACAGCGGCACUUUGAGUAAGGACAGCGGCACUUUGAGUAAGGACAGUGGCGCUUUGAGUAAGGACAGCCCCCGCAUCUCCGGGAAAAAGCCCCUCCCGCCAAAGCCCGUUGGACACGCAGGGCCCCUGGAGGCCACGUCGGUCAAAGCUCCAGAGACCGACCGUGUGGCCUCUCCACUUCUUCCACCGGGGCAUGAGACACCCGCUGCGGCCUCAAGCAUCUUCUCCGUCGAGACGCCGCUGACCGCAUACCUUGAACCGAAGAGGGGGACGAUUCGCGAGGUGGACGAUUCGGACUACCUGCCAAACCUUACCGAGGGCCUGCCUGCGCCGAGUGAGGGUUCCAUGAAUCACGCUGUUGCCCAAAAGCUAUUGGCAGAUGAUGAGCUGUCCCAAGGCGCACAUGAAGAAGUCUCACCUUUCAUUUCUCACACCAGUAUCCUCAAUGCGCCACCAGAAACUUCGUCCCCAUCUCAGUUCGGGUCGCCUUUCCAAGUCGCGUUCGACUCCGAUGGUGACGACCCCCCUGCUCGCCUGUCUGCAGCUGCCCGUGACCAGCCAGCUCUAUCCCCAGGAAGGUCGAUGACUAGCAAAAGGUCAAACGAGCAACUCGCAGGGGAAGCUCUUUUCCCAAAGUAUCUCGACGCUCACGAGGUGGAGAGCAUCGUCUCACUAGAAAGAUCCAGGUCCAUGAGAUCAGCAAAAUCCAAUAAGAGAAGCUCCUUUCUCAACUACAACGGCUCGGACGAAAACAUCAUUCUCGGAAAGCAUUUGGGCAACUUGUCACAAGGCUCAAUGAAAAGAUCUGGGAGUAUCUUGAAAAACUCACCAUCAAUGCAGAGCCUGAUGCCCGAUGUCUUCCACCUGAUAGAAACGGCUUUCGAGGAUUACACACCUGAAGAUGCGACCGAAGCUGUGGAAAUCCACCUGCGUGCAUCUCCAGCCAACGACGAGGAUUAUUCAGACUUGAUUGAGUUCUCGGACUUCAUCGAUUUUGACAACCUUGGUUUCUCGGACUCACCACUUCCCGUCCCAUUGGAGGCCUACCUGAGUGGUCUUUCGCCGUCGUUGGGAGUAUACAUGGAGUAUGGAAAUGGUGCAAAAAGUGCUCCUCUGAUCACAACAGAAUCAGAGCCAAAUGAUCCUGUGGCGCCCGAUUCUGCAAAUGAACAAGGCGACACGAAUGAUCAUGUAGGCUCUACCAACGCAACUGAAAAUACGCCUGCUGUCCAUAUCACGUCUGCUGAUGAAACCACCUCCGCCGUCGACACUACUACGGCUAUUGACACCACUACUUCCUUCAACAACUCCGAAAUACCUAAGGCGGGCGCUGAUUCGCCUCCCGCUUUGAUUGAAAAAGAAAAAUCCCCUGAGAUAAUAUGUGUCUCGUCGCAUACGGAUCUGGACUUCGACACUUCAAGAGUACCUUCAGAGAAACACGAAAUUGACACUGUCAAUAAUUCGCCCGAUCCAACCCCUAAUGAAACUCCUUUGAAUGGGACAUUCAAGUUUGCUAUGGAAGAUAGUAGGAGGGCGGAUAGCCCCAAUCAAGCGCCUAGACCUGUUUCUAUGUCUUUCCGAGGCUUCAGUGGGUCUGCAUUCAAAGACCGAAUCUUACCUCAAUCUGGUUCACAUCAACUGAUUCAGUUUGAUGAAGACUCUGCUGACGAACAUUCAGCAGUGGGUCAAGGAUUUGGCUCCUCUGAUGAAGAAUCUGAGGAUGGCAUGGACUCUUUUGAGGCACAGGAAGACGAAAAAAUGUUCCACUCUGUGUCUGAUACGAGAAGAUCAGACCAUGAGCCUAAGAAAAUGAACAGUUUUGAUAGGCGACAAAGGCAUAUAAGAAAUGUUUUGGACUUACAGCCACCUCCAUCUACUUUGCCGUUCCAUCAUAAUCGAAUUCCGUCCAUUUCAGAUCAAAGCUCAAUAUCGAGCCCCAAACUGUUGACAUCUUUUAUUUCAAGGAUUCGAAACUCUCCAUUGUCUCUGCCGAAGUUGAACCCGUCCAGGCCAACGGUUAAGUUUUCUUCGCGGAUUAUUUUGUACGAUACUUAUCAUCAUGAUGAGUACGAUCGUCACCCAGAGAUUGCUACAUGUAAUCAGCUUACGCCUCUUUUGGCUCAGCAAAUCAAGGAGGAGCUUAAUGAGCUCAAGUCUAAUAUGGAAGUGCACGAGGAAAGUAUUUGCUAUACACAGUUUUUCUGAAUUACUCAGAUGGCUUUCGAAGACUCUGGGCCGGGAAAGGUUCGAA
Molecule: messenger RNA, 3488 nt
Organism: Metschnikowia bicuspidata var. bicuspidata NRRL YB-4993
Lineage: Eukaryota; Fungi; Ascomycota; Pichiomycetes; Serinales; Metschnikowiaceae
Gene: BNI4
Product: Bni4p
Exons: 3
Coding region: 89-3442 (1117 amino acids)
Biological process (GO): actin cytoskeleton organization
Molecular function (GO): actin binding
Source: RefSeq, a predicted model, not a curated record